Messenger RNA from Rhizophagus irregularis DAOM 181602=DAOM 197198, 1587 nucleotides. The record is from RefSeq and is a predicted model, not a curated record. Lineage: Eukaryota; Fungi; Glomeromycota; Glomeromycetes; Glomerales; Glomeraceae.
GAUUUAUAUAUAUGAUGAUUAUUUUUUCAUAAAAGGACGAUAGUUUUCUUCUUGCUCUUCUAAUAGUCUUCUAUUAUGGCUCAAACAGCAGGUCAAUUACUAGGUCAAGCCGUUCCAGUUUGUCAAUGGAUCCCGCAAAAUACACUUAAUACAACUUCAACAAUACCUGCUUACCCACGGUUUCCAAACAACGUGAGGGAAUGGACCGGAUUCUUUCGAGCUGUCAGACGUGCUCCCUUUCCAGGAGGACCAUUCCCCACUGGUUUCACAAGCGCAGUACCUCUCAGAGUCGAAGGCGAUGCAAAAACUCGUUUACGAGAUAAUGUUUUAGCGCCUGUCGAAGCAUUAUUAAUACCACAAGGAGCAUUUGUUGAUACACCUGCCGGAUUCUUGGGUGCUUCUGACCAUGUUUUAUGCACUAAUAAUUACACAGUGGCCAAGAUGCCGGUGGAAAUGAAAACGCGUCACAAUCUUGAUUUACGCGGUUAUAAUUUCUGGCAAAUUUAUCGAUAUAACGCCCGGCGUGGAAUAAUGAAUCCAAGAUUUGGAGACCAAAGAUUCGAUCCAAAUUUUAGAUUCAAGAAACGUAUCCUAUCGCAGAUAUUUGGUGAAAUGGCCUGUAAUGGCCUCCAUUAUGGAAUUUUAUCAAAUUAUAGCGAUACAUAUUUUCUCAAGCGAGAAGAAACAAAUCCAACCACCCUUUAUAUUUCCCGUGUUGUUCAACCCACUGAUACUAAUCCGACUUUACGCGAAUGCGUUUACUAUAUCAGCCAACUUGCAAUUAAUGAUAAUGUUGGUAAUAGAUUGGGACAUGUAGUUCUUGACAGUUAUUCAUCUAAUGAUGAUGAUGAUGAUGAUGACUCUAGUUACGAUGAUAAAAGCAGUAGUAAACCAAUUGCGAGUUCAUCCAAGGGAAUCACUACUGUAGAUAAGUACAUAGGUGGCGGAUCAUUUGGAAAAGUUUUUUCUGGAUAUUAUGAUAAUCAAGAUGUAGCAUGGAAGACUUGUGAUGCAUAUAAGAAGCAAGAGGAGAUGAAAACGCUAAAGCAUGAAGCUCAUAUAUAUUCCAUUUUAAAAGAAUGUCAAGGUCGUGAUAUUCCACGUUUGUUCUACAACGGUUACAUUUAUGACGGAUAUCUUUUUGCAUUAGCAUUACAAUUAAUUGAGAGCGCCCAUCACGUUGAUCCGGAAAGACUCACUAAAGAGGAAAAAAAGUUAAUAGUCAAUCAGUUAAAGUCAAUACAUAAUUGUGGCGUACUACACAAUGAUAUCUCAGAGAAAAAUAUUCUAUAUGAACCAAAGAGUCGCCAUUACUUUUUCAUUGAUUUUGGCUUUAGUGAGGUCGUGGGUAGUGAGUCGCCGAAAUUGCGCCAGGAAGAAAGAAGAUUAAAAAAAUUUUUAAAACUUUAAAUAUUUGGACGCAUAGGACUAUACCGCAUUAUCACACUAGAUGAAGAAUAAUUAUUAUUAUUGCAAGCUACAAUGUAUAUAUUACUUUCAUUUUAAAUCAUAAAAUGUAAUAAAUCAUAAAAUAAAUCAUAUAUUUUGCACAACUUAUUUCCCAAUACAUAUUUAUUAAAUAGGGAU